AUGAAGUUCGGCAAGAAAUUGAAACACCAAAUCGAGCAGAGCUCGCCCGAAUGGCGCGAAAAGUUUCUAACUUAUAAGGAAUUGAAAAAGCUCGUGAAAUCAAUCUCCACGGGCUCGGGUACCUUAAACAAGUCAUCCGACUAUGUGGAGGCAGAGACGAUCAAUGCAGAGGCCAAGUUCACGUGCCUUUUGAACCACGAGAUCGAAAAAUUCAAUGCCUUCUUUGUGGAACAAGAAGAGGACUUCAUCAUUCGGCAUAAGGUCAGUGUAUCUUCUUUUCGUCUCGUCAAGUACCAAAAAUAG
This is a messenger RNA of Striga hermonthica, 303 nucleotides long. NCBI's taxonomy places the organism in Eukaryota, Viridiplantae, Streptophyta, Magnoliopsida, Lamiales, Orobanchaceae. The record is from the annotation of a GenBank genome assembly.